This is a messenger RNA of Owenia fusiformis, 1390 nucleotides long. The record is from the annotation of a GenBank genome assembly. Lineage: Eukaryota; Metazoa; Annelida; Polychaeta; Sabellida; Oweniidae.
UUAAGUUUAGCAGAAAUUGCUAAAGUGUGCUUACAAUCCCAAAAAUUGAACAUUUUGUACACAUUGAUUGACAAUUCUAUAUAUACCAGAUAAAGAUGGGAGGUAGCACCAAGAAAACAAGGAAAAAUAGGCAAAAGGACGUUGAAAAAUUGCCAAAAUGGGAUUUAGAAUCGGAAUCAGAAAUAGAAAAAGGUCAAACUCAAAAGAAAUUAGACCUCACCAAAGAAAGAGAUGCCUUACUAGAACAAAGAGAACUAUUAUUACUAGAAAAAGAGAUAAAACAAUUAAAAACAUAAUCACAAGCUAUCCGAGGCCGAUGAGGAAAAGGCAUUUACAAAAGGACCUUCGACUAAAACUACAAUGAAGGACUUGCAAAAAGACAGCCAGUUGAACGAUCUCAUCUCCAAUAUGUUUGAAAGACCGGAGACAUUGGCCCAGAAUGACAACUCUGGCGCUGGUGCACGUGAUGUUGGCAUGAAAGAGACACCGCAUGAGCCGACUAAGGGUAAGCCUUUAUUGAUUCCUGAUUUCGUGACCAAAUCAUACCGUGCGGAGCCUGAAGUGCCAUUAUUCAAAGCUGGUUCUGGUGUACUCGCAUGGCAGCCAUCAAAAAACCCUAAGAUCUCUGUCGAGAAAGUGACAGUGGCACAGUGGACAGCUGCUAAUGGCCGAAUUAUGAAAAAACUGUUAAAAGAUGGAAUAUCAUAUGAAACAUUGAUGGACUAUAUUGAAUAUACAACAAAGGUUGGAGAUUAUUUACAACAAUAUACUGUUAGCUCGGUCAUGAUCUUGGAUGACGUCCACCGUAGAUACGUAGCGGAAGAAAAUGUCGCAUGGAGUGAUGUUAACAAACAUUUCAAAGAUCAUUACCUCGUAUCCAUUCAAGAACCAUCACGUGUGAAAUCAGGUUGGAGCAAAUUUCGUAACCGGCCCACUCAGCAGUAAACUAGAUGUAUGGGAACAAGAACUUCGGAAUGAUAUUGAUCGCGAAUACAUAUUACAGGGCAUAAGGGAUGGAUUUAAAAUAAUUGAUGAUUUCUCAACAGUGAAGGAUGUUUUUGUGCGCAAUAACAAAUCGGUGGAGCAAUACAAAGAACUAGUAGAAAAACAAAUUUUACGUGAAAUAAAGGAUGGCGCUUAUGUCUGUGUGUCUAGCAAGCCAAAAAUAGUUAGUGCACUUGGAGCAAUAUUAAAAAAUGAUGGAAGUUCAGUGAAAUUAAUUCAUGAUGGGAGUCGGCCUGAGAAUUUUAGCAUGAAUAGUUAUGUUUCUCAUGAUCCAUUUGUUUAUGAAACCAUUGAUAGUGCAUUAAAAUUAAUACCAGUGAAUGGAUACAUUGCGAAGGUAGACCUUCGGGCAGCAUAUAGAAGUGUAAGCAUUCACGACUCGUGC